Varroa destructor (honeybee mite) is the source of this 1901-nucleotide messenger RNA. Its product is annotated as regulator of G protein signaling 7-like. NCBI's taxonomy places the organism in Eukaryota, Metazoa, Arthropoda, Arachnida, Mesostigmata, Varroidae. Gene Ontology annotation, cellular component: plasma membrane; neuron projection; cytoplasm. Gene Ontology annotation, molecular function: GTPase activator activity. Gene Ontology annotation, biological process: positive regulation of GTPase activity; regulation of G protein-coupled receptor signaling pathway; G protein-coupled receptor signaling pathway. The record is from RefSeq and is a predicted model, not a curated record.
GUGGGGCUGAGUUUCAGAGGUGGUUAGUGUGUGAGUUCCCGUGCGAGCUCUACGAGCUGGUCACCUCGUGUGGGGCCAGAGGUGCGAGGCGCUCCAGUGCUGGCUCAAGUUGGGGCUUCAUACGAAGGAGUCCAUCGCUCAACAUGGACGGUUCAGGACCAGAAGCUAUUCUUGCCCCAACAGCAAAACGCCAGUCGCCCCGAACCUCCGCGGCAACCGAAUCACUAGCCCUCGAAGAUCGCAAGAAGGACAAUAGCACGCAACAUCGCUACCAAGAAGGUCCAACAUCUGUUCGGCGGUCUCCAUCACCGACCUCGGGAACAAUACCGCCUUUGCGACCUCCUAGCUCACCUAAUCUUUCUGCCUCCUCGAAUUGUUACACUGUCGAUGAAUGCUACAUCGAACCAUGCUUCUUCAAGAUGGAGAAGCUGGUCCAAGAGAUGCAGCACCCAGAACUGGGGGUGCCACUACGCUCACAAAAGCUCUUCCUGACAUCCAUACCAUCGGCGUUCGUAGGCUACGAUGUCGUCGAAUGGAUCAUGGACAACCUCGAUAUCGAGGACCAAUCUGGACCAGUCGCUCAGGAAGCACUCCAUUUGGCUAAUCUGCUCUGCCAAUUUGGCUAUUUUUUUCCUGUUGGCGAAAAUGCCAAGACGUAUACCAUCAAGGACGAUUCCACUUUGUAUAGAUUUCAAUCGCCAAUGUUUUGGCCGUCGAGAAGUGCACCCGACAACACCGAUUACGCGAUAUAUUUGUUAAAACGAAGCAUGAAAAACAAACAAAAAAGUUCAUUAGAAGAGUACGAACAAGAGGCCUUGCAACGAUUGAAAAAACUCCUGUCAACUAAAUGGGAAAGCAUUUGUCAACAAGUUGAGGACAUUGUCGCGCAAUCAAAGGACAAAAAGAAACCUGACAAAGUCAUAACGUCGUCACAAGAGCGAGCGUAUUGGCGAAUUCAUCGUCCCCCUCCUGGCGUCGUCAGCUGCCUGGAACGAUGUCCCGUACCAAAUAAACGGGGACCGCGCAAAAUGACAAUUGAGCAAUUGAAACGACAGACCGAGAUCCUGCGUCGAAACCUUCUCAAGUCACGGACGAAAAGCACCAUAUGGCAGCGCUGUGAUGAUUACCGGGAAUUCGAUGCCUUUAUGUCUCCUACACUUCCUUCUAAUCCCUGGAUAACCGACGACGCAACUUUCUGGGCGAUUGAGAGCACACAUUGUGAUACUCCGACGGAGCGACGUCUAAAGCGGUGGACCCUCUCUAUAGAGGAGCUACUUUCGGAUCCUCGAGGCUUCCGAGAAUUCGAGAUUUACCUUCGUAAAGAGUACUCCCAUGAGAAUAUCUUAUUCUGGAAGGCCGUCCAGGAUCUCAAGAAGGGCUCGCCGUCCAACAUUGCUCAGAAAGUACAGGCCAUUUUCGACGAGUACCUGGCAUCGGGGGCAGCAUGUGAGGUCAACCUCGACUCCGCCACGAUGGAGCACACCAUGGAGGCAAUCAAACGACCCACACGUUACACGUUUGAGAAUGCCCAACAGCACGCGUUUACUCUCAUGCAGACUGACACUUAUCCACGAUUUCUGCGCAGUGAACACUUUAACAGUUUGCUCCAAAAGGCCGCACUCAUACAGAUUCAGGGCCAUCGGAAGCGUUUCUUCCAUUUCGGAGCAUCGACGCGGAAGAAAUCUGCAAACCAGGACCAGCGACCGUCCACUCCACAGCAGGCUGGUACCAGCGGCAUUUCAGCGCAAUCUACGACCCUGCAACCGAACGAAGUACGUGCGACCUCCGCGAGUCUCUGAAGCGACGCGGAAGCCGGGGCAAAACCGGCGGCGGCAGCAGCGUCAGUGGCAAGGCAGCAGUCGAUACGGCAUCCGAUGACGACUCGACAGCGUGCUGCAGUA